AUGACGACUAACUAUUUAGUGCCAAACACUAAACCAAUUAAUGGAAAUGUAUUUCAUUCAUUCGAAAAGAUAAAUGAAAUAUUCGCAAAGAAUGACGGUAGAAGAUAUUAUAGAGAACUUGAAAGUUCAUGCUAUGACUCUGAUGCUCCAUAUUUUGAUGAUAAACAAACUCAUUUAAGAAUUACAAAUCCGGCUCAUGAUGUGAAUCAAUUAGGUGACACAUAUAUUAAACGCAAAGUUAAAGCAACUCUAGUUUCAAAUAAAGCUUUCACAUGUGAUGCCGCUUUUAAAUGCAUGCGUUUAUUCGUUGGUUACAAAUCAUCAAAUCAAAGCUUUAAACAAUUAGAAGUAGAAACCGAAAGAGGUGAUGCUGGUUAUCUUCAGAUGGAUUGCGCCCGUGAAUCUUUCGCAUUUGCAACAUAUAAACCAAAAUCAGAAAGGAAAGUUAAAAAGUUUGUUCAUUCAUUAUAUAACAAUGCAAAAAUAUGA
This is a messenger RNA of Trichomonas vaginalis G3, 489 nucleotides long. RefSeq lists its product as uncharacterized. Bases 1 to 489 code for a protein of 162 amino acids. The transcript has a single exon. The record is from RefSeq and is a predicted model, not a curated record. Lineage: Eukaryota; Parabasalia; Trichomonadida; Trichomonadidae.